AUGAUCGGUGGUGCCGAUAGCCCCAUCCACGCAGCCCAUGAUACAGCAUGCGACACAUACGAUGCCGAUGCAACGACCAAUUAUGGCGUCCGAGGGGCUAAACGCCUCAGUAUCAAAAAGGAGACGACAACCGACGUGAGUAUCCACGAAUGCGAAGCCCCUAGUGGCGACCGAAUUAAGAGAACCAACUUCGAGAAUGGCCAUGGCUGCACGAUUUAUAACACCAACACCGGAGCAUACGAUGAGACAUUAGAUUGUGGCACGGACGAUGGGGACCAUCACCAUCGCGAGAAGCUUACCGCCGACAGUGUUUAUCAGCUGCAAGAUGUUGAUUUGCAUAAAGAUGGAACGAGGUAUGUUUAUCGCGAGUACGGCAAUCCGAUUACUGGGAUCACGACUUGCGUACGGGGAACUAUGGGCGACCGUGCUUUUGAGGCGGACUUUUAG
Molecule: messenger RNA, 447 nt
Organism: Aspergillus bombycis
Lineage: Eukaryota; Fungi; Ascomycota; Eurotiomycetes; Eurotiales; Aspergillaceae
Exons: 1
Coding region: 1-447 (148 amino acids)
Source: RefSeq, a predicted model, not a curated record